Molecule: messenger RNA, 2073 nt
Organism: Lagopus leucura (white-tailed ptarmigan)
Lineage: Eukaryota; Metazoa; Chordata; Aves; Galliformes; Phasianidae
Gene: INSYN2B
Product: inhibitory synaptic factor family member 2B
Exons: 3
Coding region: 16-1617 (533 amino acids)
Biological process (GO): inhibitory postsynaptic potential
Cellular component (GO): postsynaptic density
Source: RefSeq, a predicted model, not a curated record
UUAAAUUGUGAUUCAAUGGCCCAGCAAAACAUGAAAGUGCGCCCAGUGCUACUGAAGAGAAACAGUCUGGAUUCAUUUGAUUUUAUGAGGCAGCCACAUCACCGCAGAAGCAAAUCUCAGCAAGUUCGUUUCAAGGAUGAUGGUAUCAACACAAAGACAGUGGAUGUCACUGAUCUGGAUAAUAAUCCUGCCCAAGACAUUGCAUUAAUGAUUGAAAAUACAGAAAUAUCUCAACAACACAAAUUUUUGUUACAACCUCCAUCUUUUCCAAAAGCUCAGAAGGGGCUUCAGAAUAUUGCCAUACAAACAUCUCCUAGCCUCAGGAAACACUUCCCUGUUUUUAGAAGAAAAAAGCUGCUGGUAAGCAAAUCACUAACAGAAAUGCCAAGUGAGACUAAAGACUGCAUGCCAGUAAAUGACAAUAUUUCUGAACAAGACAUUAUGUCUUCAGACUUCUGUUACUUAAGAAUAAGUAGCCAUUUGGAAGAUGGAUUCAGGAAUAGUAAAGCGGAUGGUCAGUCAAGUCAAAGACUGCCAGAAGCACAAAAAAAUGGACAUAUCCAAAUCCACGAUUCCUCAGUAACAGAAAAGACAACUGCUUCUACACAGGUGCCUGAAUACAUUCAUGUGAAUUUUCCACAAAACAGUGAUACUUCCAUGGAUGCAUCAGACACGACCAUGAAUUUAAAUAAUUUACUGCAUUCUUCUAAUUCUUCUACUAUCAUAAAUUGUAAUGAAAACAAUGAAACCAGCAUGCUGUCAUCUAUUCCUGAAAAAAUAUACCCUUGCCUAAGUGAUUCCACUAACGGCAAUGAUUGUAAUCCUCAUUCUGAUUCUUGUGAAACAGCUAACAGUGAUCCUGAGUUGCUUGUAGUCAGCAAAGACACAAGCAGUAAAGAAACUACUCCAUUAUCACCUCCAUCGAAUCAAAGUUCAUCUCCUUGUUUCCUCAGAAGCUAUCUACAGACAGUAGAGAAUAAAACAGACUCCAGCUGUGUGACAGUAACAAAUGAUGAUCACACAGUAAUGUCAUCGACCAGCAGUAAUGCAUCAAAAUCUGUUUCUUCAGUUAGUACUGAAACUGAGAAAAAUUCUACUCUGUCUGAUGUUUCCCAAUGUAAUGGCUCUUUAGAAGGAUUUCACACGAAGUCUUAUCUGCCAAGGAAUGAAAUAAAACCACACAUCAACAAAGAGAUUAGUGAAAUAAAUCAAAUUCAUUUGACACAUGGUGAACUAUGUGCUCUACAAGGCAAGCUGCAGUCUGUAGAGGAAUCCUUGCUGUCAAACCAGGAGAAGAUUAAAGUCCUUUUGAAUGUAAUUCAAGACCUUGAAAAAUCCAGAGCCCUCAGUGAAGGGCGCAACUUCUACCACACCGGUCAAGACCUCAACAACUGCAGCACGUGUCAGAACACCGCAUGUAUAAUUUACAGUGUAGAAUAUGACUUCAGACAACAAGAAGGAAGAUUUCAACAGAUUUUGAAAAGGCUGGAUCAUGCAGAGCAAAAUCCAGCUUCAGGUUCGCCUCAGAAGCCGUCAUUUGAUCAUCCACUUCACGAGAAAAAGGAGUUGAGAAAGAAAACAAAAAAGGUGAAAAAAAAAUGCUUCUGGUGGAUUUGACUUCCUUACAGAUCUUAAACUGAAACAAUUUUUAUAUUUCAAAUGACAGUAGAGCAAAAAGAGGUUUGGAAGCACAGAAUUGAAAACACACUAUUAUGAAAUCGCUAAAGAAUAUUUAAUUGAGUAUCAAAUCAGAAGAAUUAUAUCACUGAAUAAAGACACAUGAAGGGACUGUUUCUGAAGAAGAAAUUUAAGUUUUCUUCUUUUUUCUUUUCCUGUGAUGCUCACAUUCUUUGUAAAGACAUUUUUGUUCAAGUUUCAAAAAAAAAAAAAAAAAAAGACAAGACAAUGGUAGUCAAACCUGCGGACUUCAUUUCAUAUUAAGCAACACAAACUAAAGAAAAGGAACUUCACUGACCUUUAAACAGACUGCAUAAUCAAGUAUAAGUCCAGGGGAAUCUCCUCAGAGGAGAUAAUUACAAUUAUUUCACAUCUGCAGUGAAAUAUAUUGGUUGU